Exserohilum turcica Et28A is the source of this 1827-nucleotide messenger RNA. RefSeq lists its product as uncharacterized. The record is from RefSeq and is a predicted model, not a curated record. NCBI's taxonomy places the organism in Eukaryota, Fungi, Ascomycota, Dothideomycetes, Pleosporales, Pleosporaceae. The transcript has 3 exons. Gene Ontology annotation, cellular component: intracellular membrane-bounded organelle; membrane; cytoplasm. Gene Ontology annotation, biological process: sphingosine biosynthetic process. The coding region runs from base 1 to 1560 and encodes 519 amino acids.
AUGGCUUCCACGCCCGGCGCCGGAGACGCCUUUACCGAUCCCAGCGUCCCAUUGAUUCCCACCACCAACGACCCUAAUAACAACGCCUCCACCGCCGCCUCUCAUGAGCACAUGACCGUGCCCGACUCGCUCGCUGUGGGCCGAAAUGCUUCACUGACGCUGGCCGCGGAUUCGCUAGUCGUCCUAGACGAAGCCAGUCCACACGCCAAGAACGCAUCCUGUUGCGGUAUAUCUCUUCCUCACAAGAAGAACGCCCCUCGCUCCAUACCCUUUUUCAACAUUCUUUGGGCCGAACACGUCAGUGACGGCCACAUUGCCAUCCACUAUGCCCAGCCUGUGGCCAAAGCCUCUGUUCGCCCUGCCAUGCUCAGCUACACCAUCGAGAAAUCCGACGGCCCCUUGAUAGAUGCAUGGAUCGAGAAGCUGCUGGAUCGCGCAUAUGGCCCGUCGCAAAGGCUUAAGCGCAUCAAGGUGCUUGUCAAUCCGUUUGGCGGCCAGGGCAGCGCUGUCAAGAUAUACAACAAGCACGUUGCGCCCAUAUUCGCGGCGGCAAGAUGCGAACUCGACGUCGAGAAGACAAUGUACAAUGGGCAUGGUGUCGAGAUUGCGCAGAAGAUCGACAUUGAUGCGUACGACGUCGUGGCAUGCUGCUCCGGAGAUGGCAUACCACACGAAGUCUGGAAUGGACUGGGCAAAAGACCCGACGCUGCGAGAGCCCUGCAGAAAAUGGCUGUCGCGCAAUUGCCGUGCGGCUCGGGCAACGCCUUGAGUAUGAACUUCAAUGGCACAGGCGACCCAAGUCUAGCAGCUGUAGCCAUCGUAAAAGGGCUGCGCACGCCGCUAGACCUAGCAUCCGUCACACAAGGCGACCGACGCACCCUCUCGUUCCUCUCGCAGUCUGUUGGCAUCGUAGCCGAAACCGAUCUUGGGACGGAAAAUUUGCGAUGGAUGGGAGGCGCGCGUUUCACAUGGGGCUUCAUAGUGCGCUUGCUCAACAAGACCGUGUACCCCGCCGACAUUGCCGUCAAGGUUGAGUACGACAGCAAGGACGCUGUUCGUGAAGCCUACCGUGCCGAAAGCGCAAAACUACUUCGAAGUAGCGACGAUCGCGCGGUUCCUGAGGCAGACACAGGCCUACCCGCGCUCCAGUACGGCACAUGCAGUGAUCCCCUCCCCGAAGGAUGGGAGCUUAUUCCUCACGACCAGUUGGGCAACUUCUACGCCGGCAACAUAGCAUUCAUGGCAACUGACGCAAAUUUCUUCCCUGGCGCCCUUCCCUGCGAUGGCUGUCUCGACCUUGUCCGUAUCCGCGGCGACCUGCCCCGUCGCACUGCCAUCAAGACACUAAUGUCGAUUGAGAAGAACACCUUUUUCAACCUCGAUCAUGUCGACUACAAGAAGGUGAGCGCAUAUCGCAUCAUUCCUCGUAACCAAAAGGAUGGUUACAUCAGCAUUGACGGCGAGAGAGUACCAUUUGAAGGAUUCCAGGUCGAGGUGCACAAGGGGUUGGGAACCUCCCUAAGUAAAAGUGGGCGUCUGUGUGAGGCAAAGGGACCUUGAUAUCGAGGGACACUAGAAGGAACCUAGGUCAUCUGUUAAAAUAUCCCAUGUCUUUUCGUCUUGUUUAUUCCUUAUUUUUGUCUCCUUUGCUCACCGCUUAACACCCGAGGGCAUUGACGCUGUUUGUAUAGCGUUUCUCUUUGGGAAAGGAGGGGGGAGACAUAGUUCCUCGUUUUACCUAAUACUAGGACGGAAAGGUAAUUUCCCACUCACACAUUUAUUGAACAAAGGCUAGUUGGAUUUUGAAAAGCCUCAUAUCAACUCUGC